This is a messenger RNA of Medicago truncatula (barrel medic), 2421 nucleotides long. Its product is annotated as regulator of nonsense transcripts UPF3. Lineage: Eukaryota; Viridiplantae; Streptophyta; Magnoliopsida; Fabales; Fabaceae. The coding region runs from base 233 to 1768 and encodes 511 amino acids. Gene Ontology annotation, biological process: positive regulation of translation; nuclear-transcribed mRNA catabolic process, nonsense-mediated decay. Gene Ontology annotation, molecular function: mRNA binding. Gene Ontology annotation, cellular component: nucleolus; cytoplasm. The record is from RefSeq and is a predicted model, not a curated record. The transcript is spliced from 10 exons.
AUUACACUGGCACGCACGAAAUAGAAAUAGAAAUAGAAACAGAAACGGCCAGCAGUCUUGUUGUUGUGUCGUGGUUAUGGCAAGUUGGGUGAGAUUAGGGCACACAGUUUCAAUUUAAUUAAUUAAUUAAUUUAUGAAUUGAUUGAUAUCAUCCUCUUCCUCAAACAAAAUUGAGAAGCAGCGGAGAUGUGAUAGAAUCCGAUAAUUGAAUUGAAUUGAAUUGAAUUUUGUGAUGUCGGAUCGUACGAAGGUGGUGAUUCGGCACUUGCCUCCAACAAUUACACAAGACUCUCUUUUGCCUUUAAUCGACUCUUCCUUCGCUGGUCGUUACAAUUGGUUCUCUUUUCAUCCUCCUAAAAUCACAAGCCACAACCAUACAUCUAGAGCUUACAUUGACUUCAAUACCCCUGAUGACGUUAUAGAUUUUGCUCACUUCUUCAAUGGUCAUUUAUUCCUCAAUCAAAAAGGAACACAUUUCAAAGUCACUGUUGAAUAUGCUCCUUCACAGCGUGUUCCAAACCACUCUUCUAAGAAGCCAGAAGACGCUCGCGAUGGUACCAUAUUUAAAGAUCCCGACUAUCUCCAAUUUCUUCAACAAAUUGCAAAGCCUGUCGAGAAUCUCCCUAGUGCUGAAAUACAGUUGGACAAAAGGGAAGCCGUACGGAAAGAUAUUCCUAUAGUCACACCACUUAUGGACUUUGUCCGCCACAAAAGAGCUACCAAGAAUGGACCUCGGCAGCAGCAGCAUAGAUCAUUGUCUAAUGGAAAAGUCACCAGAAGAUCUCUCACAACAUCAAAUGGAAGCUCUACUUCUGCCCCAUCUAGACGUGGUUACACAAAGAAUAGACUUUCCACCACAAUGUAUGUUGCAAGGGACCCAGGGAAAAGUUCAACUGUACAAGACAAAUCAACUUAUAUUUUGGUUCCUAGGCAAGGUGAUCAAAAUCCUUCAAAUAAAUCUUCAAAUACAGCUUCUUCAGAUGGAAACCAAACUUUUGAUGAGAAUGGAAUUGCUGGAAGUAAUGAUUCUGGGAAGAAGAAGUUACUGCUUCUUAAAGGGAAUGAAAGAGAAACAAUUACUGUAUCUGACUCAGAUAGCAUGUCACAACAUCAUACAUCUUCAACUAAAACAAUUCUCAGUUCUACAGCUCUUAAACAGAAUCAGCGGCAUGAAGGUAGGGGAAGGAUUAUCAAAAGCAUACUCACAAAUAAGGAUUUUCGACAAAGUCAGUCUUCCAGGGCCCAUUCUGAGCGGCAGAUCCAAACAUCUAAUCUAGAAAGAGAAAAACAAUCCACUCGCCCUGUACAUGUGCAAUUGAUUUUGAAGGGUACUGAUGGUGCGCCAGAGAAUAGGAUUACUGUGCAUGGUUUACACGUUUCUAGUGAGAGACAGGAGAGGCGUUUUAGACAUAAAGAUCGACCUGACCGUGGUGUUUGGACAAGUCGUUCCAAUGGAGGUGGUGAAUCUCUGUCAUCCUCAGCUUCUUCACAAGUAGAUCCUUUGGAAGGAGGUCAUACUGAGUUGAAACAUGACACACCAAGUGCAAGAAGUGGGGAGGUAAAAUCUCUUGGAAGUUUCCGUGCCAGUCAUUCAUCAGAAAAUGGUUUCAGUAAGCAUUUUGGUCGUCGUGGACCAAUAUAUGGGGUGAAGGAUGUUGAUGGCUAUUCGAUUUUGAGUGAGGGGAAGCAUCCUAGAAAAUCUAGUACCUCUGCUUAUGGUUCCAAUGAGAAACAAGUUUGGGUCCAAAAAGCAAGUUCUGGGACCUAGAGUAUUUAGAUUGUGCUAAGCUUGCUGACAUACAGUUUUGGAGCAUGCAUACAUUUGCUAGCGGCCGGAUUCUGUCUCUUUUUGGUUGACAGAUUCUUAUAACUGAAGGAGUUAGUGUGGUUAAAAGUUAAAACAAUUCUUUUACAAUACACGGGAGGAAAGUACUGUUAUGCUUUUGAUUUGGCUUAAAAUAUAUGGACAUAACUUCAUUGAAGAUGGCUGAGUUAGAAAGAGAAUUGAAAGCAGUGGAAUCACAUUGCGCGGUGUCUCAUUUUCAAGUUACCUGUUUGAAGAAUUAUGCAUAGAUCAUAGUCUGACAAGUUGUCUGGCUUUAUAUCUCAAGUAGUUUUAGUGUAAAUAUUGCUUCAAUAUAUACAAUCCCUUAUUAGCUAAGGGUAUUGGUAUCCUUAGUUUCUAUUUAUACAGUCAUAUUUUAGCUGUUUGCCAAAUACAAGUCAACGAACACUUCAUCGAUGAUGUAGCAGGCUUGUGUCUUCGGUUUUUUGUUGACAGCGAGGUUUCUUGUAGAGCUGAAAUGCCUUAGAUGGCGAUAUGGUGUGUUAUUAUUGUGUGGAUUUCAAUUUUCUAUAAAAUAUCAAUGUACAGUAUGGUGUUGCAUAUCUGAGAAUGUUGUUUGUUUAUUGAUUAUGUUA